UUCCUCUUUUUAUUGAUUUCUAGUUUUAUUCCAUGUGGUCAGGUAAGAUACUUGAUAUGAUUUUGAUUUUGAAAUUUUUUUUUAGCCAGGUGUGGUGGCUCAUGCCUGUAAUCCCAGCACUUUGGGAGCCCGAGGCAGGUAGAUAACCUUAGGUCAGGAGUUCGAGACCAGCCUGGCUAACAUGGCGAAAACCCAUCUCUACUAAAAAUAAUAAUAAUAAAAAAAGUAGCUGGGUGUGGUGGCAGGUGCCUGUAAUCCCAGCUACUUGGGAGGCUGAGGCAGAAGAAUUGCUUGGACCUGGGAGUCAGAGGUUGCAGUAAACCGAAUCUUGCCAUUGCAUUCCAGCCUGGCUGACAAUCCUGGAGAAUGUUCCAUGUGCUGAUGAGAAGAAUGUGUAUUCUGCAGCUAUCUAGUGAAAUGUUCUGUAAAUGUCUGUUAGGUCCAUUUGGUUUAUGGUGCAAUUUAUAUCCAGUGUUCCUUUGUUGAUUUUCUUUCUAGAAAUCUGUCUAGUGCUGAGAGUAUAGUGUCGAAGUCCCCAACUGCUUUGUAUUGGGAUCGAUCUUUCCCUUUAGAUCUGACAAUAUUUCCUUUAUAUAUCUGGGUGCAUGGUGUUGGGUGCAUAUAUAUUUACAAUUGUUUGAUUUUCUUGCUGAAUUGAUCCAUUUAUUAUUAUAUAAUGUCCUUCUUUGUCUCUUUAUACAGCUUUGACUUCAAGUCUGUUUUGUCUGAUAUAAGUAAGUAUAGCUACUCUCGCUUGCUUUUGCUUUCCAAAUCAGAAAUCCUUAACUUCUCUCUUACUAUUUUUGCAGUUGAGUGGUUUUCUCUAGUGAUAAGGUAUUAUUCCUUUCUAUUUCUUCUUUGGGUAUUGGCUCUACCAAUGAGUUUUAUAUUUUUGCUUUUCAAAAGCAAGCAGGAGUAAAAAAGAAAAAGAAUAUCUUUUUCCAUGAGCAAAAAUCUUUGUCCAAAAGCAAAACAAUAUCUUUUUCAAUCCUUUCAUUUCCAAUCUAUGUCUUUACAUAUAAGAUGAGUUUCUUGUAGGCAGCCUAUAGUUGGGUCUUGUUUUAUUAUCCAUUCAGCCAGUCUUUAUCUGUUAAAUAUGGAAUUUAAUUAGUUUACAUUCAAGAUUAUUAUUGAUAGAUGAGAACUUAUUCCUGCCAUUUUAUUGAUUUUUUUUGUUUUGUGUAUCUUUUGUUCCUUAAUUUCUCUCUUACUAUUUUUGCAGUUGAGUGGUUUUCUCUAGUGAUAAGGUAUUAUUCCUUUCUAUUUCUUCUUUGGGUAUUGGCUAUACCAAUGAGUUUUAUAUUUUUGUAUCUUUCCAUGAUGGUGGUUCUUGUCUUUCACUUCCAGAUGUAAGACUCCCGUGAACAUUUCUUAUAAGGCUCAUCUAGUGGUGAUGAGUUCCCUCAAUUUUUGCUUGUCUGUGAAAGAUUGUAUUUCUUUUUCAUUUCUGAAUGAUAGCUUUGCUGGGUAUGAAGUUUUUGGCUGGCAGGCUUUUUUUUUUUCUUUCAAAUCCUUAAAUCAUUCUCUCCUGGCCCGUAAAGUUUCUGCUGAGAAAUUCACUGUUAGUCUUAUAGAGAUUCCCUUACAUAUGACCCAACAGUUCUCUCUUGCUGUUUUUAGAAUUCUGUAUUUAUCUUUGACUUUUGAUAAUUUGACAUAAUGUGCCUUAGAGAGGACCUGUUUGAAUCUAAUGUAUUUGCGGUUCUUUGAGCUUCCUAGAUCUGGAUGUCCAUCUUUCUCCCAAGACUUGGAAUAUUUCAUUAAAUAUGUUUUUUUAAUAUAACUUUUCCCUUUUCUUCUGCUUCUGGAAUGCUUGUAAUGCAAAUAUUUGUUUGCUUAGUGAUGGCUCAUAAACCCUGUAAGCUUUCUAUUCUUUCUUUCUUCUUCUUUUUUUUUUUUCUGUCUGCCUAUAUUAUUUCAAAAGACCUGUCUUCAAGUUCAGGGAUUUUUUUUUUUUCCUUUGGCUUAGUCCAUUCUAUUGUCAGAACUCUCAAUUGUAUUUUUUAUUUUAUUCAUUGAAUUCUUUAGCUUUAGAAUUUCUAUUUGGUUCUUUUUUAAAUGAUAUAUAUCUGUUGAAUUUCUCAUUCAAAUUAUGAACUGUUUUCCUGAUUUCAUUGAAUUGUAUAUCUGUAUUCUCUUGUAUCUCACUGAGUUUUAUUAGAAUUAUUAUUUUGAAUUCUUUUUCUGGCAUUUUUAAUACUUCCUUAGUAUUGGGGUCUGUUAUUGGAGAAUUAUUGUGUUCUUUGGGAAGAGACAUGUUUUCUUGCUUUUCCUUACAUUGAUUUCUAUGCAAGUCAGUGAAACAUUUGCCUCUUCCAAUUCUAUGCAGUAGGUUUAGUAGGCAAUGACUUAUUUGCAUAGAUGGUCUUGGAGUGUUGGUUCAAUGGGGUGCAUUGGCUUUGGUUCUAGGUGGAUGCAGUAGUGCAGUGUCCAUGUAGUUUCUUCAGCUGUAAUCCAUGUUAGUGAUGUUUGCAUGUGUCUCAGUGGCAUAGGCUAAGAGAGUUUGUGGCAGUGGUGGUGCAGCUCUGCUGGAAGUGGGCUUUCAGGUUAUUUCAGGUUAUUUCUCAGGUCAGUGUGCCUACAUGCCCAUGGUAGGUUGGCCAACUUGGGGUCUCACUCAUCAGGGUUGGGACCACAGAGCUUUUACUUUAACUAAGGGCAUCAGUGUGCUGUUUCAUGGCUAGCCUGAAGGCCGAUCAUCCAGGGGUGGCCCAUGGUGCUAUUUCUUGAGUCCAGUACACUGGUUGCUUUGCUGGCCUGGGGGGGUGUGUCUCCUGGGGAUGGUCCUUGGGGCUGUUUUUUAGUUCUGAGAAGUGAGUAAAGGUUAUUUGGGCUGGCCUAGGGGGUGUCUCCUUAGGGUGGUCCACAGGGCUGUUUCUUAGGCCUGGGAUGUGGCCAUAUGGCUUUUUGGCUGGCCAUAUGGUAUGGUAGAGGUGGACCACAGGGCUAUUUCUCAGGCCCAGGAUGGGGUGCAUAGCUGCUCAGCUGGCCUGGGUGUGUGUCUGGUGGGGAUGGACCAUGGGGCUGUUUCUCAGGCCUAGGAUGUGAGGGGACACACAGUUGCUUGGCUGGCCUGGAGGUAUGUCUGCCAGGAGCAGCCUGCAAGGCUAUUUCUUAGGCCCUGGACAUGGGCACAUAGCAGCUUGAUCAGCCUGGGAGCAUGCCAGACAGGAGUGGCCUGUGGGGCUGUUUCCCUGGCCCAAGAUGUGGGUGCACAGCUGCUCAUUUGGCCUGGGGGCUUGACUGCCAGGAAUGGCUCAUUGGGCUGUUUUCUAAGCCUGAGACAUGGUCACACAGCUGCUUGUCCUGCCUGGGUAUGCGCCUGCCAUGGGCAGUCAACAGGGCUAUUUCUGAGGUCCUGAUUUGGGGUGCAGGGCCUUUGGGCAAGCUAGAGGUAUGUCUGCAAUUGUAGGAGGGGGUGCUAGAUGCCACAGGGCUGUUUUUCAGGCUUUGGGUGCAGGCAUGUAGCCACCCUGCUAGCUUACAAAUGUGUCAGCUGUUGGACGGCUCAGGGACCUCUCUUGCUCAGGGGAGGGCCUACAGUAGUUUGGCUGGCUUUAGGGUGGGUUUGCCGGGGGCAGGACUGCCAGACUAUUCUAUUUUUCUAGCUGAAUAUGUGAGCAGCAGGGGUUGGUUUCCCUGCUGGGCAAGGCCAGAGUCAGAGCUAAUCCUGGGCCCAGCCUCUGCAGAGUUGGGGUUGUGACAUUUAGUCACCUGUGUGGGCUUGGCAGAAUGAAGAUGGAGCCCUAGCUGGAGAGAUGUAGUGGCUACUGGCCCGCAGAGGAGGAUGCACUCCAGAUGUGGCUCUGGUCUCAAGAUGGCACUAUGCUGCACCAGUUUGGCUCACACCAGGUCGGGGGACCGAGUAGGGGUGGGGAGUGCAUACCUUGUAUCCUAAUCCAGAGUACACAGCUGCAUUAAUUCCCUAUACCUCUCCUAACUGGGCUCAGGGCUUGUGAGGACCUUGUAGGAUUCUCCUGUAGUAAGGACUGUAGGUAUUUUUGGUGGCAGUGGGGGCUGCUGGGGUUCUUCUACUUACUGUUUCCUUGUAAGGGAAAGUCUCUUCUGUUUCUUGGCCAGUCUGGGCUGGGGAGAUGGGGGCUGCAGAAGCUGGGUGCAUCCAUAGUGUCCUCCUGGGUUGCUAGUCAUCACAGGUGCCUCUCUACUUUCCCACUCUACUCUAGUGCUGUCCCUUUGACAUCUGGUCAAAUCUCAGCUAUUAUUUAUUGCCUUGGUCCUUUCUUUUGGGGGAGAGGAGUGCCAGGCAUCUCUAGUCAGUCAUCUUGCGCUAUGUGAUUUCUGAAAUAGGUAGAGAUGUCAUUACAAAGUAGUGGGAAAAUGAUGAAAUUUCCAAUAAAUGGGGCUGGGAUAAAACAUGCAAAAAUAAAUUCCAGGAAGAUUAAAGGCUUAAGCAUGGAAGACAAAAUUAUAAAGAUUUAAGUUAAUGUAGGCAAAUAUUUUUAUAAUCUCUGGAUAAGAGGGGAAUUUCUUAAAAAGUACUAAUGUACUACUCAGAAAAGGAAAGAUUAGUCAACUUUACUAUAUUAAAAUUAAGAAAGUUCAAGAAAACAUACCGUAUAUUUCCACAUGGAUAGUGUAAAAAGGAAAAAAAGAAAGAAAAAAAAGAAAACACAGUUUAAAGUGAAAAGCCCAGUGUGGGAGAAAAUAUUUGCAAUGGAUUAAAACAGAAGAUAACUAGUACCAGAAUAUAUAAAUUAUUUGUAUAAGAUAAUAAGAAAAAUAUAGAAACUCAAUGGGAAAAUGGGCAAAAGAGUUGAAUAAGCAUUUGUCCAAAAAAGUCCAAAUAGUUCCUAAUCAAAAUAAAGGAUCCUGACUGGGCACGGUGGCUCAUGCCUGUAAUCCCAGCACUUUGGGAGGCCAAGGUGAGUGGAUCACCUGAGGUCAGAAGUUCGAGACCAGGCUAGCCAACAUGGCGAAACCCUGUCUCUACUAAAAAUACAAAAAUUAGCCAGGUGUAGUGGUGGGUGCCUAUAGUCUCAGCUACUUGGGAGGCUGAGGCAGGAGAAUCGCUUGAACCCAGGAGGCAGAGGUUGCAAUAAGCCAAGAUUACACCACUGUACUCCAACCUGGGUGACAAAGCAAGACUCUGUCUCAAAAAGAAAAAAAAAAAUGGCCAGACACAGUGGCUCACACCUGUAAUCCCAGCACUUUGGGAGGUCGAGGUGGGUGGAUCACCUGAGGUCAGGAGUUCGAGACCUGCCUGUCCAGCAUGGUGAAACCACGUCUCUAGUAAAAAUAUAAAAACCAGCCGGAUGUGGUGGCACACCCCUGUAAUCCCAGCUACUUGGGAGGCUGAGGCAAGAGAAUUGCUUGAAUCUGGGAGGUGGAGGUUGCAGUGAGCCGAGAUAGUGCCACUGCACUCCAGCCUAGACAAAAGAGUAAGACUCUGUCUCAAAAAACAAAAAAUGAAAAAGGUUAAAAAAAUAAAAAUAAGAAACAAAAGAUUCUUAACUUAUUAAUAACUAUGAAGAUUCAAAUUAAAACCACAGUGAGAUGUUAUUAUACCUUUACCAAUUUGGCAACAAACAAACAAAAAGACAAAAAAGCCAACUUUGAUAAUACCAAGCGUUGCUGAGAAUGUAGGAUAAAGAAAUUGCUGUAUACUGCUGCUGGGAGUCUUAGAAACUAAUUAGGCAUUCUCUAGUAAGGUUCAAGAUGUUUAUACCUUCUGACACAGUAAUUCUGCUCUAGAAAUGUAGUCCAGAGAAGCUUCUCUAUUUGUGUACCAGGAUUCAUCUAUGAGAAUGUGCAGAAUGGCAUUGUUUAUGAUAACUAAACAAAAGAUAAAGUGUCCCUCUAAAGUAGAAUGAACGUGGCUGGGUGUGGUGGCUCAUGCCUGUAAUCCCAGCACUUUGGAAGGCCAAGGUGGGCAGAUCACCUGAGGUCAAGAGUUUGAUACCAACUGGCCAACAUGGUGAAACCCUAUCUCUACCAAAAAUACAAAAAUUAGCUGAUCGUGGUAGCACGCACCUGUAAUCCCAGCUACUCGGGAGGCUAAGGCAGGAGAAUCGCUUGAACCUGGGAGGUAGAGGUAGUGCUGAGGUGAGACUUAGCCACUGCACUACAGCCUGGGAGACAGAGCGCAAGAUUCUGUCUCUAAAUAAAUAAAUAAAUAAAUUAGAAUGAACAAAGAAUAUGAGGUAUAUUCAUUCCCAGAAAAACUGUUUAGUAAAAAUACAUAAACAACCUACAGGGAUACAAACAGCAUGAAUGGAUUUCACAAAUAUACUAUUGACUUAAAUAAAACACAAAAGACUACAGACUAUAUGAUUUUAUUCACAUAAUGUUCAAACCCAAGGAAAACUAUACAUAUAAUUUUGGGAUACACACAUAGCUGGUAAAGCUAUAAAAAAGACUAUAAUUGCAAAAUUCAGGGUGAUUUCCUGUAGGAGAGAGGGAAGAUUUUUAUAAAUAAUUUUUUUUUUUUUGUAGAGAUGGGAUCUCACUCUGUUGUCCAGGUCUUGAACUCCUGGCCUCAAGCAGUCCUCCCACUUGGCUUCCCAAAGUGCUGAGAUUACAGGUGUGAGCCAUUGCACCCAGCUACUUUGUUUUGGAGAGACAGUCUUGCCAUGUUGCCUAGGCUGGCCUUGAACUCCUGGCUUCAAGCAAUCCUCCUACCUCAGCCUCCCAGGCACGAGCCACUGUGCCAAGCUGGGAAGAUUUUGUGAUCAGGAAGAAGUACAUGGUCUUGGCAUGGGGAAUAGAAGAGACUUAUGGAGACUAGCAGUGUUUUAUUUGUUUUUUGGAGUCCUAGUUACUUGAGUUUUUGCUUCAAAGUAUUUAUAAACUAUAAAUUUAUGUUUAUAUAACGUCCAAUAUUCUGUUGUAUUUCCAUUAAACAGUAAUUUGACCUUAAAGCCAUAUUGUGACAUCAUUACAUAUCCAUUGUUUUGGAAAAAAUGAAAAAGCCUGAUGGUACUGAUAUUGGCAGCAGCAUAGAACAUCAAAAGAGUUCUCACUGUCGGUGGGAAUGUGAGCUUUUGAAAGCUGCUCAACAUUCCCCUGUAAGGUGGAUGCCUUUGAGAAGAGAAAAAUGAGAAUGUGGGUCAGAGACAAUGCGGGGGAAAUAGUAAAGUGAAAAACAAAAACAAAAACAAGCAAAGGCCCUCAAGGGACUGACGAUGAGUACGUCCAUGUAUUGAAGACUAUGAUAAGCUUAACUAUCUGAACCCAGGGUAAAAGGCUAAUAACCAGCAAACAGAAAGAUAAGGGCGAUGCCACACUGGAAAACAUGCUCAGAAUGAGAGACCACUCAUGCUGCUCCCCCACCAGUGGGGCCUCUGUAGGAGGUUGUGGGACCUUCACUUUCAAGAUGAGACUGCAGAUAAGAUUUCCCACAGUAACUCACAUAGCUCAGCUGAAUUUUUUGGGUGAGGAACCCCUUUUCAUUCUUUUCAUUUUUGUCAUUGGAGCCUAGCUGAGCUAUUAAGGGUGUAGUAUUUCUACACCCCUCUCCAUUUCCUCUACUCUAAAGACAUUUAGUUACUCAGGCAGGAGCAGCGUCAAUUUCCCUUAGAAGUUACUUAAUGGAUAAGGCUGGGUGCGGUGGCUCACGCCUGUAAUCCCAGCACUUUGGGAGGCUGAGGUGGGAGGAUUGCUUGAAUCCUGGAGCUCAAGAUCAGCUUGGGCAACAAAGUGAGACCCCUUCUGUACAAAAAUAAAAAUAACAAACAGGGUGUGGUAGCUCAUGCCUGUGGUCCCAGCUGCUCAGGAGGCUGAAUAGGGAAUGCUCAGUGGCAUUGCUCCAUGCCACUGCCAGUAUUACUACCAUCAGACUUUUUAAUUUUUUAUAAAACAAUGGAUAUGUAGAUGUCACAAUAUGGCUUUAAGGUUUAACUAUUGUUUAAUGGAAAAAUAUAACAGAAUAAAGAACAUUACAUAGCAUAAAUUUAUAGUUUGUAAGUACUUAUAAACUGUAAGUAUUGAGCUUAAGCCCAGGAGUUUGAGGCUACAGUAAGUAAUGCUUGCACCACUGCACUUCAGCAUGGGUGACAGAGAGAGACUCUGUCACUAAAAUAAUUUUUAAAAAAUUACUUGCUGGAUAAAUGUUGUGAUAGCUCAGAAUGCUGACUUGUCCUUCCUGGGCCACUGUAUUCUAUAUUGGAAGGGGCUUUAAGCUGGCCUUGCACUCACUUGAGUGUGACGUCAAGCUUAAUCUCUCUGGCAUCCAUUCAUGGUUACUAAAUAAAAAACUCUCUAUAAACACAGGAGCUCUUUAUCAUCUCUUCAGGGUUGUGAAGAGCAUGUCCUUGUAACUUAAAAAACGCUGCAUUAGUAAAAUGUCAUUUUUAGGUAAGAAAAAAACCAUAUAUACUUGGAGGAGAAAGUUUCUUUCCCCAUCUCCUGCCUCAUCCCUUUUUGUGUAAGGGGUCUCUAGUGGAUGUUUGUUUUUGUUGUCCAACUUCUGUCUCUCCUCCUGAAAUGCACUGCAGUUUUUAUUUGGGGGAAUCACUCUUCUCUCAUUUCAGAACAUGAAGUGUGGGGAGGUGACCCAGGCCUAAGCCUAUUAAUGCUUUUUGACCCUUUGGGGACAGUGAUUUUUCAGGAAUGAGUCUGUGACUCAGACCCAGACUUGGGCCUUUGAAAGAAUAUAAAUCCCUUAACCAAUAGGGGAGUGAUUCACACAGAUGUGUGCUCUGUGGGUGCAAGAGAGGGGCACUGUGUAGAAUCUGAGAAAAGAGGCAGCCCUGGAGGCAACUGAAUGUUAACAUCAGUCAGAAACUAGGUUCUUGGUGACCUCUCUGAGAGCCACUGAAUCAAGCCUUGCCUGAACCUGGAUUUUUCCAUAAUGUAAGUUAAUAAAUUCACUUUAUAGUUGAAGCCAGCUUGAGUUGGGUUUUCUCUCAUUGGCAGCAUAAUAAUGUAUGGAGUCUUUGGUAAGAGAGUUUUGUUGGCAUAUGGGUGCAUCAAAAUCAGUAUAACAACACGCCAUAGUCAUGCUGUGAGAGGUAGUCAAUAGCAAAGGGGAAAUUUAUUUAUCUUUGUAAACACGUUAUUCUGAAGACCCUGAAAAACCUGAAGUUUCUUCCAGGUAUGCCCAGGAUCUUGGUGGUCUGACGUAGCCCUCUUAGUGCUGGGACCUGGCGAGGAGGGCAAAAGUGUUGAAAGUUAACUUAAGCUGGGCCCAGUAGCUCACACCUAUAAUUCCAGCACUUUGGGAGGCUGAGAUGGGCAGAUCACUUGAACCCAGGAGUUCAAGACCAGCCUGGGCAACACAGUGAGAUUCCCAUCUCUACAAAAAAAAAAAAAAAAAAAAGAAUCUGAAAGAAGACUCAUUAAGUUGAAAGUGGCUAUUUCAUGGUACUGAGAUUAUGACAACAUUUGUUUUACUUAUUUAUUUUUUAAUUCGUAUUUUUCAAAAUUUUCUGCAGUGAAUAUGAUUUAUAUAAUUUUUUAAAAAGGUUUUUAAAGUACUAUACAAACACACAAGGUGACAGUACCCUUCAUGGGAACUCACGUGGCUAGUUACAAUCUGGAAGUCAGAACAUCUAGCUCACAAUUGCUUAAUUUAACCUCUUACCCUUAAUAUUCAACCUGUUUCUUCCUUUGCAAAAUUUUGAACUAAUCUCAGUUAGGUCUAUGUAACCUGAGAUGUGAUUUAACCAAGUUAAUUAUCAACUCAAUUUAAGUACAUAUAGGGUCCCCACCUUAAGUGGUCAUUGUGGUUACUCCCCAGUAUCUACUCCACUCCACUUCCCAAUUGUGUAGGGAAGAUUCUAGUUGGACUGAGAUUUUCCGGGUGCUGCCAUCUAAAUAACCCAUAUUAUCCUGUCUCCUGAUCUGGCUCUAACUUCCAUUUUAUGAACUUUGUCAAGUAGCCCUUUAGUUAUCUAUAAAGGAGUAACUCUAAUUUUGCAUAAUUAGAGUUACACUCUAUGCACACUGUGCCUGGCCCAGUGAGUUCAUCUAAUGGAGUCUACAGAGCUGUAAUAAAAAAAUGAGGACAUUCGGCCAGGCGCAGUGGCUCACGCCUGUAAUCCCAGCACUUUGGGAGGCCAAGGCGGGCGGAUCAUGAGGUCAGAAGAUCGAGACCAUCCUGGCUAACACGAUGAAACCCAGUCUCUACUAAAAAUACAAAAAAUUAGCCGGGCGUGGUGGCGGGCACCUGUAGUCCCAGCUACUCGGGAGGCUGAGGCUGGAGAAUGGCAUGAAUCUGGGAGGCAGAGCUUGCAGUGAGCCGAGAUCGCGCCAUUGCACUCCAGCCUGGGGACAGAGCGAAAAAAUAAAAAAGAAUGAGGACAUUCUACAUGAGCUGAAACAAAAGAUUUUAGGCUGGGCGCAGUUGCUCACGCCUGUAAUCCCAGAACUUUGGGAGGCCGAGGUAGUUGGAUCACUUAAGGUCAGGAGUUCGAGACCAGCCUGGCCAACAUGGUGAAACCUCGUCUCUACUAAAAAUACAAAAAAUUUGCUGGGCAUGGUGGCUCGUGUUUGUAAUCCCAGCUACUCAGGAGGCUGAGGCAGGAGAACUGCUUGAGGCAGAGUUUACAGUGAACCGAGUUUGCACCAUUGUGCUCUGACCUGGGUGAUGGAGCAAGACUUCGUCUCAAAAAAAAAAAAAAAAAAAAAAAUUUAAAUACAUUUAAAAAAGAAAGUUGCAUGCUGUGGAGCAACCAGACAAUUGUGAUGAAAUGUGAAGCACAAGGCACCAGCUGUGACGUGUUUUUGCCAAGAAGUCAAACCACGUUCCAACUAAACCUCUAGAGCAAACUUUCAUUUUCAGCAAAUUCGAAGAAAAGAGGAAUAAUGUAAAUGACCCCACAGGGAAACAGACAAACCCUGAAUGUGGAGCAUUUCACAGGACAAAACCUGGACAGACAUCAGAACACUUACAGGAUGUGUGUAGUGUGGCAUGACAGAGAACUUUGGUUUCCUUUAAUGUGACUGUAGACCUGGCAGUGUUACUAUAAGAAUCAUUGGCAAUCAGACACCCGGGUGUGCUGAGCUAGCACUCAGCGGGGGCGGCUACUGCUCAUGUGAUUGUGGAGUAGACAGUUGGAAGAAGUACCCAGUCCAUUUGGAGACUUAAAACUGUGCCUAACAGAGGUGUCCUCUGACUUUUCUUCUGCAAGCUCCAUGUUUUCACAUCUUCCCUUUGACUGUGUCCUGCUGCUGCUGCUGCUGCUACUUACAAGGUCCUCAGAAGUGGAAUACAGAGCAGAGGUGGGUCAGAAUGCCUAUCUGCCCUGCUUGUACACCCCAGCCGCCCCAGGGAACCUCGUGCCCGUCUGCUGGGGCAAAGGAGCCUGUCCUGUGUUUAAAUGUGGCAACGUGGUGCUCAGCACUGAUGAAAGGGAUGUGAAUUAUCGGACAUCCAGAUACUGGCUAAAUGGGGAUUUCCGCAAAGGAGAUGUGUCCCUGACCAUAGAGAAUGUGACUCUAGCAGACAGUGGGAUCUACUGCUGCCGGAUCCAAAUCCCAGGCCUAAUGAAUGAUGAAAAAUUUAACCUGAAGUUGGUCAUCAAACCAGCCAAGGUCACCCCUGCACCGACUCUGCAGAGAGACUUUACUGCAACCUUUCCAAGGAUGCUUACCACCAGGGGACAUGGCCCAGCAGAGACACAGACACUGGGGAGCCUCCCUGAUAUAAAUCUAACACAAAUAUCCACAUUGGCCAGUGAGUUACGGGACUCUAGAUUGGCCAAUGACUUACGGGACUCUGGAGCAACCAUCAGAAUAGGCAUCUACAUCGGAGCAGGGAUCUGUGCUGGGCUGGCUCUGGCUCUUAUCUUCGGCGCUUUAAUUUUCAAAUGGUAUUCUCAUAGCAAAGAGAAGAUACAGAAUUUAAGCCUCAUCUCUUUGGCCAACCUCCCUCCUUCAGGAUUGGCAAAUGCAGUAGCAGAGGGAAUUCGCUCAGAAGAAAACAUCUAUACCAUUGAAGAGAACGUAUAUGAAGUGGAGGAGCCCAAUGAGUAUUAUUGCUAUGUCAGCAGCGGGCAGCAACCCUCACAACCUUUGGGUUGUCGCUUUGCAAUGCCAUAGAUCCAACCACCUUAUUUUUGAGCUUGGUGUUGUCUUUUUCAGAAACUAUGAACUGUGUCAGCUGACUGGUUUUGGAGGUUCUGUCCACUGCUAUGGAUCAGAGUUUUCCCAUUUUCAGAAGAUAAUGACUCACAUGGGAAUUGAACUGGGACCUGUACUGAACUUAAACAGGCAUGUCAUUACCUCUGUAUUUAAGCCAACAGAGUUACCCAACCCAGAGACUGUUAAUCAUGGAUGUUAGAGCUCAAACGGGCUUUUAUAUACACUAGGAAUUCUUGACAUGGGGUCUCUGGAGCUCCAGGAAAUUCGGGCACAUCAUAUGUCCAUGAAACUUCAGAUAAACUAGGGAAAACUGGGUGCUGAGGUGAAAGCAUAACUUUUUUGGCACAGAAAGUCUAAAGGGGCCACUGAUUUUCAAAAAGAUCUGUGACCCCUUUUUUGUUUUUUGUUUUUGAGACAGAGUCUUGCUCUGUUGCCCAGGCUGGAGUGCAAUGGCACAAUCUCGGCUCACUGCAACCUCCGCCUCCUGGGUUCAAGUGAUUCUCCUGCCUCAGCCUUCUGAGUGGCCGGGAUUACAGGCAUGCACCACCAUGCCCAACUAAUUUUUUGUAUUUUUAGUAGAGACAGGGUUUCACCAUGUUGGCCAGGGUGGUCUCAAACUCCUGACCUAAUGAUUCACCUGCCUCGGCCUCCCAAAGCACUGGGAUUACAGGCAUGAGCCACCACAUCCAGCCAGUGAUCCUUAAAAGAUUAAGAGAUGACUGGAUCAGGUCUACCUUCAUCUUGAAGAUUCCCUUGGAAUGUUGAGGUUUAGGCUUAUUUGAGCACUACCUGCCCAACUGUCAGUGCCAGUGCACAGCCCUUCUUUUGCCCCCCUUAUGAAGACUGCCCUGCAGGGCUGAGAUGUGGCAGGAGCUCCCAGGGAAAAAGGAAGUGCAUUUGAUUGGUGUGUAUUGGCCAAGUUUUGCUUGUUGUGUGCUUGAAAGAAAAUAUCUCUGACCAACUUCUGUAUUCGUGGACCAAACUGAAGCUAUAUUUUUCACAGAAGAAGAAGCAGUGACGGGGACACAAAUUCUGUUGCCUGGUGGAAAGAAGGCAAAGGCCUUCAGCAAUCUAUAUUGCCAGUGCCGGAUCCUUUGACAGAGAGUGGUCCCUAAACUUAAAUUUCAAGAUGGUAUAGACUUGAUCUGUCUUGCUUAUUGUUGCCCCCCGCGCCUAGCACAAUUCUGACACACAAUUGGAACUUACUAAAAAAAUUUUUUUACUGUU
Molecule: messenger RNA, 13269 nt
Organism: Pan troglodytes (chimpanzee)
Lineage: Eukaryota; Metazoa; Chordata; Mammalia; Primates; Hominidae
Gene: HAVCR2
Product: hepatitis A virus cellular receptor 2
Exons: 8
Coding region: 11095-12000 (301 amino acids)
Biological process (GO): regulation of transcription by RNA polymerase II
Cellular component (GO): mediator complex
Source: RefSeq, a predicted model, not a curated record